Messenger RNA from Silurus meridionalis, 1874 nucleotides. It is a transcript of the gene tescb, whose product is annotated as tescalcin b. The transcript is spliced from 9 exons. Gene Ontology annotation, molecular function: calcium ion binding. The coding region runs from base 541 to 1191 and encodes 216 amino acids. NCBI's taxonomy places the organism in Eukaryota, Metazoa, Chordata, Actinopteri, Siluriformes, Siluridae. The record is from RefSeq and is a predicted model, not a curated record.
CUUAAAAUACCGCAUUGAACUCAAGCCAAGCGAACACGCACAUUAAAAAACAAACACAAACUUCGAUAUGUACGUAAGAGCCGCAUCCGGCUCGCGAGCUGCGGGUCAGCCACCCCUGGGCUAAAGCCUAAAACAGAGCAUGGCUGUUUAUUUUGUUAAUGUGACGCAGGCAGUAACAGGAAGCCAGGAGCGGAAAUGUCACUGACAAAGUUUUGUUACAGUUUUUAAGGCAGCAGCGGAAAAAUAAUAUCAACAAUUGCUGCAUACGUUGCAUUUCAAAAUAGAACUAACGAUUUGAAAUCACCAACAGGACAAGAAAAAAAAUCUAUCAAUGUACACAACGGAAACAGCUACACGGCGCGCAUGCGCAUGCUCACGUAUAGAGUCGGUAUUAAGCGUUGCAAAAACUUACAGCGCAGUCGCUUCCCGUGGGGGUGGGUCAAAUUUUCAUUCGUUUUGUAGGAAACUGAAACCAGUGGAUGUUUCCUAUAGAUCACUUCUGAGAGCAAAACACAUCUGUGAGGGAACAUUCUUGCCAUUAUGGGGGCUUUUUAUUCAGUACCGGAAGAUCAUCACUACCGGGGUUUGUCUGAGAAGACAGGCUUUUCACAGGAGCAGAUCAAGAUUCUUCAUAAUCGUUUCAGACAGUUAAGCCACAAUGACGAUGUGCUACGGAGAGAUGAUCUCCACAUAAUUCCAGAUCUCGCAAACAAUCCGAUUAGAUCCCAGAUUGUAGCAGCUUUCUUUGACAGAAGAAACUUCCAGAAAGCAGGUGAAGGCUCAGUUGAAGAAAUUGGCUUUGAGGAGUUUCUCAUUGUCAUGUCUUACUUCAGACCUCUAUUAGUGCACAUGACAGAGGAGCAAAUAGAAGAGACAAGGAGGAGCAAACUGCGCUUCUUGUUUAACAUGCAUGAUACUGACAACGAUGGGACCAUAACACUGGAAGAAUACAAACACGUAGUGGAGGAGCUGCUCUCAAAGAGUGGAUCACUCGAAAGGGAGACUGCCAAGGACAUUGCAGAUGCUGCCAUGCUGGAGGUUGCUAGCAUUUCAGUGGGUUACAUGGGUCCAGAUGAAUUUUAUGAGCGGAUCACAUUUGAGCAUUUUGUGAAGAUUCUAAGCGGAAUAGAAAUUGAGACGAGGAUGCACAUCCGGUUCUUAAAUGUGGGCACAAUGUGUUUGUGCAAAUGAUGGCGUAUCAGCAAUCGAUGUUUCACCUGAUAUUCCAAGGCAUCAAUGAUAACUAUUAAGCUAAAGAUGAACAAAAAGCGUGUACCUCCACCUCUCCAGGCUCUUUUCAACCUGCUCCCUACUUUUAUCAGAAAUAACAAGAUCAUCCCCAAACAUCAUAGUCCAUGAAGACUCCUGUCUGACCUUUUUCAUCAACCCGUCAAUCACCACUGCAAACAGAAAUCUAAUGUGCAAUCUAACCUCCACCCUUAACCAGUCUGCUGUUCCUACUGCACACCUUACUGCUUUUACACUGUUCCCAAACUAAAUCGACCGAUCCGGUAUGAAAUUUUGAUUCGUGAUCCACAUAUAUGAUUUUUACCUUAGCUGUUUUUUGUUUUGUUUUUCCAGAUUUUCCAGAUCCACACAAUUCUCACGUUUUGUUAAAUUUAUAUUACUUUUACAUAUAUACAGUAUCAUACAUUAUCAGCAUUAUGUGUCUCUGAUAUACCAGAUGUACAGUGAGCUACAAAGUUGGUUGUGAUAGACUUCCAUUAUACCAGAUAGUUUAAAAAAACUGGUCAACUAAUUUCUGGUCAACUGGUCAACUAUGUAAAAUAUAGAAAGAUAUAAAGGAGGACAAAGUGUAUAUACCAUGUAUGCUUAUGACAGUAAACAUAAGGUGGUUGAUGUGAUCAAGUCAA